Anguilla rostrata (American eel) is the source of this 8958-nucleotide messenger RNA. RefSeq names its product contactin associated protein 1 (gene cntnap1). The coding region runs from base 386 to 4330 and encodes 1314 amino acids. The record is from RefSeq and is a predicted model, not a curated record. The transcript is spliced from 24 exons. Lineage: Eukaryota; Metazoa; Chordata; Actinopteri; Anguilliformes; Anguillidae.
CUCCCUGCUGGGACAUUGCCAAAUCCAUACACCUCCAUUGUGAAAGGGUUUAAUUAAUAUUCAAGGAAUUCUAUAGGAUAUACACGAAUUUUCCAAGAUAGGGUCCUUAAAUAAGAGAGCGGCAUACCUCGAGUGCUAGCUAUAGGAUUUACUAACGGCGAUUAUGCGCGCUCCCCGCGUAGAGCCAGUGCAGCAUUAGCAAAUGCUCGCCCCCGCCCCGAAGGUGACAAGCUGUAUUCCCGGGAACGAGUUGGAGCUGCGCGAGUUAAAGUUGGGCUCAGGGGGGGCAAAGCAUGCUGUUCUGGCAAGCGAGAAGGAGAAAAUAUCAUCCAAAAUAAUUGUUUACAUCUUAAACGUACGAAGAAAUACCAUUCUUCACUAAAGGAUGAAUUAUAAAACACUGAGCGCAAGCCUCUUAAUUUUUAUAGGUUUGCAGCAUUGCUCAUCACGACCAUGUCUUGAUCCUUUGACCCCUUACCUCUAUGCAUCUUCAUUCUUGGCUUCCUCCAGAUAUAACAUCUUGCACUCUGCCAACUUUGCCAGAUUGUACGGGAGUAGUGGGUGGUCCCCAGCUCCUUCUGACAAGCAGCCCUGGCUCCAGAUUGACCUGCACAGGAAGUACCGUAUUGUUGCCAUCGCCACCCAGGGCACCUUCAACUCCUACGACUGGAUCACUAAGUACACAUUGCUCUAUGGGGACCGACCUGACUCCUGGACCCCUUACAUCCAAAGAGGGGGGAACUCGACACUGUCAGGGAACUGGAAUUACUACCAAGUGAAGAGGCACAAUUUCCACUAUGCCUUCACUGCCAAACACCUGCGUAUCCUGCCCUUGGGCUGGAACACCCAGUGGGGCGGUAAAAUUGGGGUCCGACUGGAGAUCUUCGGCUGCCCCUAUGACUCCUACGUCAUGUCGUACUAUGGAGACGACAUGUUGGCCUACACGUUUCCAAGGAGGAAGUCUCGUACACUGAAGGACCACAUCGCUCUGAACUUCAAGACACUUGAACGGGACGGGUUGCUGCUGCACAGUGAGGGUGUGCAGGGGGAUGUCCUUACCUUGGAGCUGAAGAAUGGCCGCCUGUAUUUGCACAUCAGCCUGGGGAGUAGCCCUGUCCACCAGGUAGACGGCCUGACCACAGUGACUGUGGGUAACCUCCUGGAUGACCAACACUGGCACUAUGUCACUAUCAAGCGUGAUGGACGGCAGGUCAACCUGACAGUGGACAGUCAUACAGAGAGUGUCAUCUGCAAUGGGGAGUUCACCUACUUGGACCUAGAUAAUCAGGUAUAUGUGGGAGGAGUGAUUGAACCUAACAUGCCCCACCUUCCUGAUAAGAGCAACUUCCGCGGCUGCCUGGAGAACGUCUUCUACAAUGGGGUCAACAUCAUCAAAAUGGCCCAGUGGGAGGAACCACAGAUCCGUAUUCCUCGUCGGCAGAGAAGCAUACGCUACGCCUGCACAGACCUUAUACUGAAGCCCUUCACCUUUGCUGGGCCAAACAACUAUCUGCAGUUGCCAGGGCUCAACCGUAAACCGCGCAUGGCAGUGAAGUUCAAAUUCCGCUCCUGGGACUACACGGGCCUGCUGAUGUUCACCAGGUUUGCUGAUGGUUUGGGCACCCUGGAGCUUGGGCUGAGUGAAGGCCAAGUUAACGUCACCCUCAUCCAGCCUGGCAAGAAGAAGCUGCAGUUUGGUGCUGGUUACCGCUUGAAUGAUGGCUUCUGGCACACGGUAGAAGUGCUGGCCAGGGACAACUUUGUGACGGUGGUCAUCGAUGAAGACGAGGGCUCUCCUCUCAAAAUCACCAACCCUUUCAUGGUGCGCACUGGUGACCAAUAUGUCUUUGGAGGUUGUCCUAAGACCAACAACACAGCCAGGUGUGAGACAAAACUGAAUGCCUUCCAUGGCUGCAUGCAACAGAUCUUCAUAGACAACGAGCCAGUGGACAUUGACAACAUAUUGCAGUGGCGCUGGGGAAGCUACUCAGAACUACUGCUGGGCACAUGUGGCAUCACUGACAGGUGCACCCCAAACCCAUGUGAACAUGAAGGUAGAUGCAUUCAGUCCUGGGAUGACUUUCUGUGCUUGUGUGAAAAUACUGGCUACAAGGGAGAGGUGUGUCAUAUGUCGGUUUACAAGGAAUCUUGUGAGGCCUACCGACUCAGCGGCAAGUACAUUUCUGGCAACUACACCAUCGACCCUGACUUGAGCGGCCCAGUGAAACCAUUUUAUGUUUACUGUAAAAUGAAAGCCUAUAAAGCCUGGACAGUGGUCAGGCACAAUCGUAUCGAGAACACCAAGGUGACAGGCUCUACGAUAGAUCGGCCCUACCUGGGUGAUGUGGAAUACUACAAUGCUUCCUGGGCUGAGGUCAUAGCCCUGGCGAACACAUCUGAAUACUGUGAGCAGUGGAUUGUGUAUUCCUGUUACAAGUCCCGCCUCCUCAACACCCCCAACGGACGACCGUUCAGUUACUGGAUUGGUCGCAAUAAUGAGAGUCACAUGUACUGGGGAGGGGCCUUCAUGCAGAGCCAGAAGUGUGGCUGUGCCAUAAACCGGACCUGCACUGACUCCAGGUUUUACUGCAACUGUGAUGCAGACUACAGACUAUGGGCUUCAGAUGCUGGCUGGCUGAACUACAAGGAUCACUUGCCUGUUCUGCAGGUCGCUGUAGGGGACACUAACCGGACUGGGUCAGAAGCUCAUUUUAGCAUCGGACCUCUUCGCUGCCAUGGUGACCGAAACACCUGGAAUGCCAUAACUUUCACCAAGUCGACCUACAUAAAGUUCCCUCCCUUCAAGCCUGGCUCAAGUGCUGAUAUCAGCUUCCACUUUAGAACCACUGCCACCCAUGGCGUCUUCCUGGAGAAUUCAGACUUCCGCCAUCGUAACUUCAUCAGGGUUGAACUCAACUCCACAACCAACCUCCUCUUUGUCUUCAUGGUCGGCGAUGGCAUCAUCAAUGUGACGUUACGCUCACCAUGGCCCCUGAAUGAUGAUGAGUGGCACUUCGUCCAGGCUGAAAUCAAUGUGAAGGGAGCUCGGCUUAAGGUUGACUACCAGCCCUGGGCCAUUCGCCGCUUUCCUGGGCAGACCUCUGUCACCAUGAAGUUCACCGAGCCCCUCCUCGUCGGUGCUGCCUGGUUCAAACUGAGGGCGUUCCUGGGCUGCCUCAGGGGACUGCGCAUGAAUGGGGUACCCGUGGAUCUAGCGGGGAAAGUGAAUGAGACGGAGGGGAUACGGCUAAACUGCACGGGCCUGUGUCUGAACACCACGUUGCCGUGCCGAAAUGGCGGCCGCUGCUUGGAGGGCUAUGCCACCUACCGCUGUGACUGCAACAAUUCGGCCUUCGAUGGCUAUUACUGCCACAAAGAUAUUGGAGCCUAUUUUGAGGCCGGGUCAUGGCUACGGUACAACAUCAGGACGGAGGCCAUCUCUGACGAAGCUCAGUGGGCCCAUUGGAUGUACCCCCAUAACUUCAGCCUGGGGUACAACCAGACCAGCGACGAGAUCGAGUUCAGCUUCAGCACCACCCAGACACCUGCCAUACUGCUGUAUAUAAGCUCUUUUGUUAGGGACUACAUCGCCGUCAUCCUCAAAAACGAUGGAAGCGUGGACUUGAGGUACAGGCUAGGUCUGAUCCCUCGUACAUAUCAGGUUUCUUCCAGGAACUUAGCAGAUGGGUUCCCCCACUACAUCAACAUCACAAGACACAACCAUACCAUACGAAUACAGGUGGACUACGCAGAGCCCACUCGAGAGAGUAUGACGCUACUAGAGGAUAUAAGAUUCAACUCUCCCAAGUCCAUGUUCCUGGGGAGGGUGAUGGAGGUGGGGGAUAUUGACUAUGAGAUCCAGAGGCACAAUGCCCCAGGACUGAUAGGCUGCAUAUCAGGGGUGCGGUACAACAUCUAUGCCCCACUUAAAACCUACUUCCGGCCCAAUGAGACCGACCCCCCCGUCACCGUGCAGGGUUAUGUGGUAGAGUCCAAUUGUGGGGCUUUCCCCCCCGUUCAGGGGCUAGUGCCCUGGGAGGCAGAUCCCUGGUACACUGGUCCAGUGUUCUACUACAUCCAUGAUGACCUGCCUACUGCACCAUGGCUGGCACUCAUCAUCUUCCUCAUUUUUGGUUUGAUAUUCCUGGUGGUGUAUGUCCUUUACGUGAACUUCUACCGGUACAAAGGUAGCUACAUCACCAAUGAGCCCAAAAGUUUGGAGUCACCAAGCAGUGCUAAACCCCUGACUGAGUCUGAGCCCGAGCCUGAGCCCCGACGCAGGACCAAGAAGAAUCUUCCAGAAAUACAGGAGGAGCUCACGAGUGAAUAACGCAGCUCGUUUGGGGUGGUAUUUGGUAGUUAUGGUUCAACCGUUAUGUUAUCCAUUUAAUCUGUCAAGUCUGUCGGUUUGGUUUGGUUCCCAUUUUGAUUUGGUUGAUUGGAUCACCCACAAUGAUGAUACAGGUCUGUGACGUGCAUUAUACAGUUGGCCUGACAUGGUGUAUUUGUGAGUUACAGCUCGGCAGGGCUAAUUCAAUCCCAUGCCUUUGCAUUAUGUUGCAGGGUUGACUAAUUAAAAGUGCCUGAAAGGAUAGGAGCAACUAUUCAUGCCUUCCAGUUCUCUCAAACACCAAUGGAUUUUCAUGGGUCCUAAACAUUGAACAUUGCUAGACCAGAUCCACAGAACAUAACAUCAGAGGCUGAAAUCUCAAUAAAAAUGGAUUGUAGAUUUGCAGGGUAAUAACAAAGCUACACAGUUAAGUCUUGUCAAAACCUCUUAAUGGUAAAACUUUCCUGAGAUCUUUAAAUGGAGUUCAGGGGGGUAUUUAGAUCACUAAGCAUUAUUUUAUUAUAGGUAACUAUUUUACAUUUACUACCCUUAUGGUGCUCUUUCACGUGACCUAGCCUCCUCUUAUUAGAAGGGUGCCGUUGCCCUGUUUGAAUGGAAACUGAUAGGUCUCUGACUGUCAGGCUCAUAGAAGGAAUCACAUCCAAUGGAAUGUAAAACUUUCAUGAAAAUCCCUUAGACUGCUCAUUUUAUUCAGCAUGCCCAAGCAUUUGGGAAUGAGCACCAAAGACGACAAAGGUAAAAUACAAUGGACAGAACAACAAAAACAACUUAAAAAAAUAAUGGUUUACGAAAUACAAUUUCUUUGGCGCAGAGCUGUAACAAAACACAACUGUAAAAGAGCUUGGGUGUUUUUAGCAAUUGCGGUUAAGCAAUUUGAAUCCCACCUCUAAGAGUGACACUUUAAUCAGCAUCAAAAAGGCCAACUGAAGGCUUUUAAAGGUCUGCUAAUGAGCCGUUUCUACAUACUCCUGGUUUGCUAUUGUAUGGACACCUUUACUUUAACACUGUAAUAAGUAUUUAUGGUGCUAUAUGGCCCACAGGCUAUUUUUCGCAUAAUUGAGGUUUGUUCUACAAGAAGUUACUCUCCUGAAUGAAAUAGAAAGAUCCAUUUCCCCAUUUGCAGAAUUUAUUUGAGUGUGACAACUAUGUUCACACUUACUGCCGCGAUGAAAAUCUUGAGAGGCAACUGGUACUUUUUGAGGGAGGCAUUUCAAGAAGGCUUACCUGCAUGAGCUCACAAUGCUGAGAUGCCACCACGGAGGUCAGUCCGUCACACUGUAACUGGGAGGGGAUUCAUUCAUUUGAUUUCAUUAGCUCUAUUGUGCCCACUGUUCCGUGUGUUUCUGGAUUUGUUCAUUGACGUGCCGCCGAUUUCUCGGUGCUAUGACACAGUUGCCCAGGUGACAGCCACACGUGCUUUUCAGGGCCUAAGGAUUAAGUUUUUUGACACAAAACUGCCAUGACCCUGAGAGCUGCAGACCACUGCACCGCGUGAAGUUUGUGUUUUUGUGGUAGUCGCUCGAGUGUGUUCAUCGUAAGACAAAUUUUGUUUGGAGGACCACAGUGAUGUAAAUUUUGGCCCUUUACUUCCUGCUUCACUAGUGUAAUUGCAUUUACUGUAGGACGCUGCUACUGCUGCUGCUUUUUUAGCUGCUUGACAGGUGGAUCAUAACCAAUGCUUAGGCUAAGGCAUAGCCACACUGCACUCAUUUUAAAGGGCAUGUUCCUUGAAGAAAAGAAUAUACAAGACAUCAGUAAUCUUUUGCUCUGCAUAUCAGCAUGUCAAAUGCACCUUGCAAGAAAAAACAGCAGCUUACCACAUAAAAUCACACAAGAUGUCUUUGUAUUCAUUUUGUCUGCAGAAAGUCACAGUACCUAGGAUCUAUAUAUCAUAUAUAAAUAUAUAUAAACAUAUAAAUUGUAUAUUUACUGUUUUCUUUUCCUAUCAUACUGGUUUAUAUAAAAUAGAUAAAAUAUUAACUAAUGUCUGAGAGCUCUGAAUGUCAAUUCCUGUAAUGUGUUUUGUGAUGUGGGCAGCGUUCACACAAAGCGAAUUACACUGUUGUUCUUGUUUUUGUGCUUUUUGUCAAAACUGAAAAAAAAAAACAACACAUCUGUCAUUCAAAGGUUCUUCUCACUGUGUUUGAAUACGUAGAAAACCAAAUGCCUCCUUAUCGCUACUUAAAUUCAAAGGAUCAGUUCCAAGGUGGAAACCAGCACAACUACAGAAAUGAUGAUGAUGGAUUGCCACCUGUCAUUUGCUGGUGCAACAGCCCUGAAAAUGAAAAAUGUUUUGCACUCUGACAAUCCCCAGUAUUUUUUUCUGAAAUAUCAUGUCUGGUGUAAUGCAAGAUGGAGAAUAGCACAUCUGAUAUUUAAAUAGCUUAUGUUCAUAUUACAUAUUAUAUUAUUACACAAUAUAAAAAAGACAAUGUUAGAAUAAUUUUUCCAUACCAAAAGAAAAAAUAAUAAUAAUUGAUCUACUGGGCAGGAAAUGAUAUGACAAAUGAAGCUCAGAAGAUGCUGGUCAGAAACAAAUGAUGGAGGCCUUCUAGUUUUUAGUCAGCUGUCUUAAUCCAUAUCAUAUAUAUUAUGCAGGUUUGUGAGAGCUAGGGUUAUUUAACAGAAUGUCAGAGACAAAACAUGGACAUCUGAGUGACACAUAACUUUUACCUGGCUGCAGAUUUCUCCUUUCCUGUGGUGCUGCAUGUCUUGCUGUGUGUAUCGGAGCUUCCUUCCUGUUGCCACUAUGGAAUGACCCAUCACUCUGCUAGUGACCAUUGGAGAAAUGUAUGUGUGGUCCAUAUGUUUGUAUGUGAGAGAGAGUCUGUGUCAGAGAAAGAAAGUCCCUCAUCUGUAACCUCUGCUGGAAAUCCUACUGACAUUGACAAAGUGUUAGCAUCUACUAAAUGUCACUGAAACAAAUUACAACUAAAUCUUGCACUUUAGCAUUUCUCACCGUUUGUGAACAGAUGACGGUGUGGUCCAGGUUGUGUUGCUCUGCAGUGCUACUGAACUUGAUAUCCACAGGCUCCAGUUGCUCAGAGUUGACUGGAGUCUAUGGGCCUCAUUCAUGAAACAUGCAUACGAUCAAUCUUGAUUGUUAAAUGUGCUUACAAACAUUUCCAUGAAUAGUUCGGCAUUAAUAUUUUUUCUUAUCUGAAUUUGUUCUUUGGUAAGACCAAAAUCUAUGUGUUUGGAAGCGCGUAAUGGCAUAUGCAGAAGAUGUUUCUACUUAGAAUGCUUUAUUGUUCAUGCAAAAUAAUUUAUAUUAUAUUAACAUAGUAAUAUAUCAAUAUAAAAUAUGUCAUUCAUUUUAACUGCAUUAACUAGCCUGAAUAACCACAAAUUUUUCACUAGCUUUCAAUUUCUAUUUCAGUUUAACUUUAUUUAGUUUUAAAAGCAGUUUUGGUCAUUUUAGUUUAGUUAAGUUUUUAUUUUGAUUUCAGUUUACGACAUUUUUUUUCCCUCACACAUCUUAGUUCUAUUUUACAAUAAUAACUUUGUUGAGAAUGUGAGUAAUUCAUUUUGUUUACUGAUAAAAGUGAUUUAUGAUGAUUGAUAAUGAUCUAUAAAGACCCACAAUCACAUAGCUGAACCAAACAAAAUGGCGUAUUUGCUGCUUUUGGAUUACUUGGCUAAUCGCGCCUUGGGUAGAGAGCGUCUUUAGGGACCGCGCAUGUAUGAGGUGCAGAUAUGUUUGUAGAGAGUAAUGAAUGUUUGCGCAUGACCCUGAGGGUGGCAUGUCUGUAUGGGAUUGCUAGGGGUUUUCCUUAUGCAAAUCAACACGAACAGGCACGCACAUUCAAUUAACAGCUGGCAUUCAUCCUCUGAUACACCUGGGAUACGCACAAAAUCGAAGGUCUGCGCAUUCCCACAUUGGCUUUUCGGAGGAACAUUUGUUAAGAACAAAAGCAAGAAGAAUUUUAAGAGGUUUUUUGAAUGAGGCCCAAUGUCCCUAACCUCUGAAGAACAAAGGAAGUGAUGUGAAUCGGUUCAAAUAGUACAACUGGAGUAUUGACUCAGGAAAGAAAUCCUUUCACUGUACAGGUUGGAGACAACCACCUUUCAAUUAUUAAUGUAAUGCUACCCUAAUAAAGACAUAAAAACCAUAACAAUUAAAACAGCAGGUUGAAGUGGCCAUUUGCUGUAAUUCAAAUUUGAAUAAUAACAGGGAAUGGUCUAAACGGGUCUUUUGCAUUGACACAGGAGGAUUUACCAUUGUUCUCACAAUGCUGAAAUAUCGAAACAUUCUCACGACUUUAUCAGAACACGACGUGUGAUGGCUGGCACCGGACAACACAUCACUCAGUGAAAGUCAUGUUAGGCCACCCUAAAGAGUGGAGUUAAUGGAGUAAAGUAAUGCAUCGGAUCCGUGUUGCUGCAGUCAGGUUGCAGCUUUUCUUUUCUUUUUGGUUUUGUUUUCUAAGAUGCACUGAAUAUUCUCACAACUAGAGUAAAUCUAGACAAGACAAGUGACUGAGAAUGAACCUGACGCCUGAAUAAAGAAGCUUAAAGAAAAAAGGGUGGUGCAUGUCUUCAUUUAAAUAUGUAAAAAAUAUUAAAGUAUUGUUCAGUAAUGUUCAUGAAUGAACUGACUAGCUUUA